ACAGUAACGACGCAACACCACCAGCACCAUCACCAACACCAUCAACACCAACCACCACCCCAGCACAGCAGCCCCAAGAAAUAAACUAUGAAUAAACCAGUUCGAGUGUGGUCGCAAGACAGGAAGAGGAGGCAUGGAGUGGUGGCAAGCAGCUUUGAUGAAGCAAUGCAAAAAGGAGCAGCCAAGCUUGGACUACCAGACCCAACCUCUGUCACCUUGGUGUUAGAAGAAGAUGGAACUGUUGUGGAUGAAGACUAUUGGGAGACCAUUCCUGCUGAAACAAAGCUCAUUCUUUUGUCAGCUGAUGAAGUAUGGAAACCCUCGCCUCUAUCAGUACCAAGCAAUCUUUUGCUGGUCUCUGAUGAAACUGAUAGUGCAGCAGAUGAUGACCAAAAAGCUCGUAAUCUUCUUAAUGCUCUUCAACAAAAUCCAGCUUCGGUAGCUUUAUUGAGCUUAUCUGACCUGGAGAUAAUCAAAGAUGCAAAUUUGAGCUCCACAGACUCGUCCCUACAGUUACAAGAAUUAUGCAUUGAAUUUUAUGUUAAAAAGAAGCAAGAGACUGAUGCAUUGGAAUUUGUUGAUUUGCUUAAAGAACACUUGCAGGGAAAUGAGAAGUAAAUGUUAUGAAUAAUGUUUUUUAUAUAAACUGGGUAAAAUAAUGCACUUUUAUCGUAAAAAUUAUUUGUUAAAAGGAAAGUGCUGGGACCAUGAUAAAGUGUGUUAAUGAUCAAGGAUUUAUGCUACAUGGCAUGAAAUCACAAGAGUGGGGGAAAAUGUUUUAAUGCAUGAUCAAAUAUUCUUGAAUCCACAUAGUGGUACCUUGCUAAACUUUUGCUAAAAUAAAGAAAGCCAUUGACCAAAUAUCAAGCUAGAUGGAUGAUUACUGAUAAGUAUUAUGACUGUUAUUGUGUCUGAGAUCCCUGCUGCUCAGUAACCUCCGUAAGACACAGUCAGAGGCUUAAGAGGAAUUCGUUAAUGCUUUUUAAAGUUUUUCAACAGCAGAAGUGUGUAAUAGAGCACUACUGUUACUUAUUAGUGGAACCUUUUGUACCAUGUCGUGACGUGUGGUGCUGUUGUUGCAGCGAGCAGCUGCUCACAAAUAUGCUGACAUAAGAUGCUCAUUUGGUUGUGUAGAGCUAGUGUUAAGGAGAUAGUUUAUGUUUCACAAACUUUUGUCUGGUAUUUAUUGACAAGAAAAGCAAGUAUCAUGGAAAAUAGCAGAAGCAUUUCAUACCUUAAGGCAUUGGAAGUUUUUCAGAACACAUUUAUUAUUACUUUCCUGAAAGUGAAUUAUUUACUUACGUUGCAACAUUCAGUUUAACAUUCAGUCCACCUUAACUGUGUGGGCACAUUCAGAAUAUAAAGUUCCAAUUUAUUAAUCUUGCUCAAAUAAACAAGGAAAAAUUAUAACCAGUACACACUGAUAAUCAAAUCUUAGAAGCAACUUUAAUGUGGCCAGAGUCGCAAUCUCAUCACUUUACAGUGAAAAGUCAUUGGAUAGUAAAAUCUUAGGCACAUGGGCUAUUGACAUGAAAGUCAUGUGCAGAUACAAAUUUUUGAAUCAAAACUACAAAAUGUGAAUUUUGUAAUGUAAUGACGCUUAAUAUCUGUGAAGUUUUCAUAUAUUUAUAACAUAUGUAUAUAAUUCUUAUCAACAUUAUUACUCUACCUAUACACACACACACACACACACACACACACACACACUGUAUUUGCUGGCAUAUAAGACACGUUUUAGAAAAAAAGUACAUACCAUGUGUAUAAUAGAGCAGAGACAGCGCCUCAGGGUGAGGGGUGCGAAUGAGCGGCAGUAAUACACUAAGCACACUAUUUGUCCUUGGUUGUUGUGUUAAGUAAGUCCCCAUUCAAUGUCAUUGGUAAGUUCUUGGUUCUUGGUGAAACAAGGAAUAACAAAACUAGAUUUACCAUUGGCACAAUUGGUACAAACUAAAGCCCCCUUUCCCAACCCUGGGGUUGUGACCCCAAGUGGGGUCGCCAAGCGU
Molecule: messenger RNA, 2003 nt
Organism: Eriocheir sinensis (Chinese mitten crab)
Lineage: Eukaryota; Metazoa; Arthropoda; Malacostraca; Decapoda; Varunidae
Product: DNA fragmentation factor subunit alpha-like
Exons: 2
Coding region: 88-618 (176 amino acids)
Biological process (GO): apoptotic process; regulation of apoptotic process
Source: RefSeq, a predicted model, not a curated record